AUGGCCACAAUAUCCAAGUCACGUUGUUUGACGCCAACCACUGUCCAGGCUCAACCAUGUUUUGUGCUGAUCGAAGGCCAAGGAAAAGCCGUCCUCUACACCGGUGACAUUCGUGCAGAACCGUGGUUUGUCAACGCACUUACCAGGAAUCCAAUCAUGCUCGAGUACACAUGCGGCUUAAAGACGCUCGAUAAGCUAUACCUCGACACUUCAUUCCUCGCCGAUAUUCCAUUCCAAACAAAAUCUGAGGGAAUAGCUGCUUUGCUAGCCAAAGUACAAAGGUAUCCAGAAAACACAAUCUUCCACUUCCAAGCAUGGACCUUUGGCUAUGAAGACGUGUGGAUUGCGCUUUCCAAGACCCUAAACUCCAAGGUUCAUGUCGACGACUACAAGUUGCGGAUAUUCAACGCCCUCAGGAUCCGUUCCUCUGAUCAACCCUUUUCGCCAGAAUUUCAUCUCGCAGCAGGUGCUGCAGCUUUGACUGGUCACAUGUGUGGUAAUACCCAGCAUGUAGGAUGCCUCACCUCCGACACCAAUGUCCGCAUACAUAGUUGUGAGAGGGCAAAUAUGUGUUCUGUCGCCAAACACCCCUCGGUCGUUUCGAUUCGACCGGUAGUCUGUCGUCUCAAGGGGGGGGAGAGCAUAAUGGAGGCGGGUGUCGGUGGUGGCGGAACUGACUUCUCUCGUGAGGCUGAACUCGGUUGCAUUACAAACGAAGUCAUUGAUACGUUAACAAACCUAUUUCCUGCAUGGGACAAAGUCGACGGUGAAACGAAAGACGAUAUCAAAGCUCUCUUGAGACGCAUGGCCUCAAGCGGUCGAGACUUGUCGUUGAACAUGUCCAUCAGCGACUUGGGUGAAGGUCUCUCUGCAGACAUGAGCUCUGUAGUCCAGUCUCUUGUCGAAAGAUUACGCACUCAGACUGGCGCACCAAAAUUGCUAGCUGCGCCGCUCAACAACCCACAUGACGCCCUUCCAAAGGUCAUUCUUUUUCCCUUUGCGAGACACUCCCCUUACAGAGAGCUCUGUGAGCUCAUCAAAGCGUUCCGGCCAAAGGACAUCUGGCCAUGUACGGUAGACCAACGAUGGAUGGAUCAAUCCCUGACCGUGGAGUCCCUGUUUGGCAUGUACUGCUCAGAGCAAAGAUUCGAGCACGAUAAGAAAAUGGCGCCAUUGAUUGCAGCGGAACACGAAAAAAGACGUCGUGAAGUAGGGACACCGGUGGUGGAUAGCCAAUGCGACGUCAGUUUCGAAGUUGCCGAGGAAGAAAAACGCAUCAGAGACCAGGGAGAAACGAAGCGACCACAGUUCUCUAGGCCCUUAGACGAAGGCUCGCAAGCAGAAACCUUUGAAUCCAUACAUGUUUCAUCAUCUCUGAAACCAGAACCGGUACAUGUGAUGCAUCCUCGCUUUGGCAUAAAAGCACGGCCGGGCCAUGAUCCUGCCUCACCAUCUCAACACGAGGCACAACACAGCAAUGAGCCCAACACAGCGUCACGAAAACGACCACAUCAAGACGUGGAUAAUGCAACAGAGUGCAACCGAGACGGCGCCAAGACGGACUCUCAAACAACGGAUAUGACUGUUGGCUCUGCUUCAUCCCUAGGUAGUUCUGCCUUGCGGCAAGAUGCAUACGAUGCCAUGUUUCACAACGCAAAUGGGUGCGGUGCUUGGCGACCGAUAUCUCUGCUCUCUGCGGACGGGCAUCACCAUGAUGCAGAUGUAGAGCUGUAG
Messenger RNA from Metarhizium album ARSEF 1941, 1734 nucleotides. RefSeq lists its product as uncharacterized. The record is from RefSeq and is a predicted model, not a curated record. Gene Ontology annotation, biological process: interstrand cross-link repair; protection from non-homologous end joining at telomere; double-strand break repair via nonhomologous end joining. Bases 1 to 1734 code for a protein of 577 amino acids. Lineage: Eukaryota; Fungi; Ascomycota; Sordariomycetes; Hypocreales; Clavicipitaceae. Gene Ontology annotation, molecular function: damaged DNA binding; 5'-3' DNA exonuclease activity. The transcript is spliced from 5 exons.